GCGGCCGAUGCGGCGGCUUGUCAGUCCGAUAUAGAGGAGGGGGUGGUUACCUCCGAGAAGCUUCACGCGCAUCGAAACGCUCGCUGAUUGUUUGAAGUUGAUACACUCCCGAGUUGCAUGCGUUUUAAAGGAGAGCUAUGCACUUUCCAAACGACGACGAUGAUGCUGAUUUCGCAGUACAGCCUGGAAGCUCGAAACUUGCAAAUCUCUUUUCUGAGGACGACGCUGCGAAAGCUGGUAACAGUUCACUAACGUACACGCCUCCGAGGCAACCAUCCGUCGGCAGAACUUCUGCUGAUAAACAAUCGGCCUCGUCCGGCGUCUUAUCACUACUAUGUGCUGCUGCUGUACAGGCAUUCAAGUAUGAAGGAAAACAGCCAAGCAACCAGGGAAAAUUAGGCAUUGCAGUGCUAGGAAACCAUGAUACAACAAAUUAUAGGCUUAUUUUGUACAAAGAGAAGCAGCAACAGGUGGCUGUUGCUGCGAUUAAUGCACAGUUUGUCAUCAAGGUACAAGGCAACAACUUCUUGAGUUUUGUGGAUGAGAAGCGCUCCAACUGGUCUGUGAAGUUUGACAGCGAAGCAGCAUUGAUCAAUUUUGCGAAGCAGGUUGUCAUAGCAAAGGCAGAAAGUCAUGGUGCUGGCCUUGUCGACCUUGAUAACAUCAUAAGCCAGGACUUAACCCUUGGUGAUGGGGAGAGUGAGGCCCUCAAAAUUGGCAGUACCGCAGUAAUUAAGUACACUGCUUGGGUGCUGCGCGACCACAGCCUCAAAAAGGUCCUUGACACUACUGACAUUGACGAGCCACAGAAGCUCAAGCUUGGCAGAGGAAAACAAGUCAAGGGUUUAGAAGAGGGCCUUGUUGGGUGUAGAAGGAAUUCUCGCCGGUUCCUGGUGGUGCCUCCAUCACAGGGUUAUGGCUCCAAGGGCCUGGGGACCACUGUACCACCAAAUGCCAUUUUGGUGUUUGAUGUAUCUGUUGGACCCAUUAGCAAGUCGAAGUCAGCUACGAAGGAAAGUACGCCACGAUCGUCCACUCCAGUUUCUGUUGCAGCUGAGGACACUGACAGGAAAGAUGGAAGGAGUUAUUCGCACGGCAGCAGUGUGGAUGAACCAGCCCGUUCCAGAGCACCUUCUGCUCCCCCAGACUGGCCACCGCAGCAGCAGCCAGCCGCCACUUCAGCCACAGCUCCAGCUGCAGUCGGCAGUGGCGAGAGCGACAAAGCACGGCUACUUUCACGCAUGGCCAAAAUAGGUGCCCAAAUGCUGCCCAUGGCCGGACCAGUGCCGGCUCAGCCCAGCAGCGACUCCGAAGUGGAGGAGGAACGGCCACCAGCGACUCAGCAGGUUCCUGUGGCAGUGCCUUUGCCACAACCCGCUGCUAGAGAAGGCUCUCCUAAGCCAAUGGUGAAACCACGCACCUUCUCGCAGCACUCCUUAGGAGACGCAGUUGCGCACCCUACUCCGAUUCCACCUACGCUGCAGCCCAUGGUCAGCUCCUAUGCCCCAGCAGCCCCCACCAUGCCUGCAGCCCCACACAUGGCCUUGUACCAAGCACAGAGCCAGCUUGCACAGGGUGCACUGGCUGCCUACCCAUACCAGCAGCAGAGCCUCCUGCUGCCACCAGGAGCCCACUCCUACCCUACUGCUCCUGUGCCAACAGCCACAAGUGCAGCGGUUGACAUGCAGUUACCCUUGCUGCUAUCAGAGACACGCUCACAGAACACAGAAGUCAGGCUGAAUAUUUCCAAGCUCGCUGACAAGGUGGAUGCAAUCCUUGGAAAGCUCGAUGCAGUAAAGUCCCAGCUGCCUUCAGCUCCACUGCUGGGCUCUCACAUGGAUAGUGAUGUACUACUUUACAACAUUCAAAGGAUAGUCCAGGACAAUGAGAAGCUUAAAAACGAUAAUAGCGAGAAAGACCACAAGAUCCAAGGACUUAAUGAGAAGAUUUGUGACCUGCUGCAGAAAAACCAGAGGCUCAUGGAGGAGAGUAACAGCAUGUUUGAGCAGAGGAGUGAUGCUUUGCACAGCUCUGCAGCCAAUUCCCAGGCACGCCUCUUGGCUUUAGAAACGGAAAAGAUGGAGGCUACCGAGCGCCUUGCCCAGGCCCUCUCUGCGUUGGCUUCACUAAGGGCUGAGCUGAGCGAAAGACAGCAAAAAGAGUGCCAGGCUCAAAAAGAGCUUGAGGAGCUACGAAGUACAUCUGAAGGUAAAGCAGACACAUUGAAGUCAUUGGAGGACAGCCUGAAGGAAAAGGAAGAACUGAGGAAACAUCUGGAGGAAACACAGCGACAAGAAAAAGAACUGCGCAAUGCAACAUAUAUUUACGAGAAGAAAGUGGCAGCGGCGAACGAAGCCCUUUCUAUAUGUCAGAACGAAUGUGACGACCUCCGGUCACAAAUUAAUCAGCUGAGAGAAACACACAAGGAGGAAGUCACUUCACUUGCAUUAAAGAUUUCUGAGCUUGUUGCUGGAGGAGAAUCAAAGAGCAAAGAGUUAGAAAAGCUGAAGCAGCUGCAACAAGAAAAUCAAGCUUCGGGUGUUGCUAGCACUUCCACCGCCACUGCCUUUGAUUUUGAGGCUGAGUUGAAAAAAAUUAUGAAUGUGCUAUUCAAGCUGCUUCAACGAGAGUUCAGUAGUCAAGAAACUUAUUCAAGGAAAGAAGCCCUGCAGAUCAUCCUAACCAUCAUCAGGGGUUACACAACAGAAGUCCUGCAGAAGAGACAAGCGCCUUCUACGAGUAAUGAGAGCACUAGCAAAAGUUCCCCUGCAUCCACUGCCAGCAAUAGCAGCACUGGAAGUCCACCAGCCAGUGGCCCUACUAGCGCCGCUGCUAGUGCCCCAGCUAGUGAGACUGCCGCACCCCAACUGCCAAAAAACCUUGGAGAAACUGAAAAGGUAGAAAACAAGAACCAUGGAAGCCCUGAGACACCACCGGCAACAGAAGAGCCUUCGUCAACGCCGUCGACGGGCCCAGCUGGCGAUGAUGUGUCUAGCCAUUGCAGUGAGCCCGUGGAGCUUGCCCCUGAAGAUUCCAACUCAAAAUUUGCUGCUGCCAAGCUGCCUGAAACAGGGGCUGAAGAACCUGGGCAGCUUAAUGUGCCAGUCGUCCAAGCUGAUGAAGAGAAGGAUGCAGCAGACAGCACCAAAGAAAAGGGAUCGGGUGAUGCAGGAUUAUCAAGUUCAGCUGAAGGUAAGACUGGAUCCGUACCUCCAGCUGACAGCAAGAGUGUUCAGCCUCAGGACUGGGAAUCCUUUCUUGCAUCACUUCAGCAGGCUAGUCGUGUGUAUGGACAAAACAUUCCUCCUGUGUGGAUGACCUUGCUUAGUUUGGCUGGCCUCAUAGUAAGCCUGCUAGCUGUGAGGUAUGGCCUAUACUACUAAGCAAGUCAUGGAAACCACAGCCGCCCCCACCCCCACUCUUCGACGAAUAUGACGAAGAUGAUUGGUUGAACUGACCAUGGGCCUUUUAAAACAUCUAGCAUUCCUCGACUUUACUACUCGCAGACAGUUGUGAUUUGAACACUUGCAUGACUACUUUUU
This is a messenger RNA of Rhipicephalus sanguineus (brown dog tick), 3542 nucleotides long. Its product is annotated as FK506-binding protein 15. The record is from RefSeq and is a predicted model, not a curated record. The transcript is spliced from 28 exons. Bases 138 to 3383 code for a protein of 1081 amino acids. Gene Ontology annotation, molecular function: peptidyl-prolyl cis-trans isomerase activity. Lineage: Eukaryota; Metazoa; Arthropoda; Arachnida; Ixodida; Ixodidae.